Messenger RNA from Bursaphelenchus xylophilus (pine wood nematode), 1412 nucleotides. Lineage: Eukaryota; Metazoa; Nematoda; Chromadorea; Rhabditida; Aphelenchoididae. The record is from the annotation of a GenBank genome assembly.
AUGGCAAAAACUUUGGAUAAAAAUCUACACGAGUCCAUUAUUCCCACCAUCGAGGUCAAAUUGCAGGGAAUUGAGAAUGGUAAGGUCUUAAAGUAAUCUGCUUGAAUUCAUUCAGGAUUGGGUUUCAACAUUGUGGGAGGCGUCGAUACACCUCAUAUACCCGGUCAUGAUGGCUUCUUUAUCUCAAGGAUCCGCCCUAAUUCAGCGGCGGCCGACAACGGCCGGUUGAAUGUUGGAGAUCGUAUCGUAGCGGUAAGUGCUUUCAUUCUUAUUUUUAUUUUUUAGGUAAAUGGGACCAUUAUCACACCACUGACCCACGAUCAAGCUGUACAAAUAUUCAAAAGUGCCUCCAAGGAAUGCGUCCUCACCGUCGAACCAGACGCCGAAAGGAUUCUUUUAUCUGUAAGUUCGCUGAUUUUAUCAUUUUUGUUUUUUAGCAACCUUCUGAUCUCAUCGUACGCUCAUCUUCUUCAACAAAUCAAACUCCACUAAGCGGCUCAAAGUCAGAUAAUUCUAGCAGAAGUUCUUCUCCAAGUUCAGCUAAAAAUAAGGGAAAUUCGAAGAAAACUAAUUUUAUAGUCAAAGAAAACAACAAAAAACUCCAGGCAGAAGUUGUGAGAGAAGAGAUAGAAAGUUUAGCGGCUAAAGAGAAUGGUAUGCAAAAUCAAGCAGAGGUCGAGAGGAAAGAAAAUUGUGUAAACGUCACUGAAGAUGUUAAGAAAAGAGAAGAAGAGCUUGAGAGAGGGGAGGAUGGUAACAAUCAGAACAAUUGUAAGUUGGCUUUCUUGUCUGAUAUAACAUGUUUAGUGUCGAAGGGUAACAGCGAGGUAAUUUCAAAUGGAACUGUGCCAAACAAAAAGCAGGGUAAUCUACAAAAUGUUGUUCCACCAUGCAAAGUAAAUGUAAGAUCUAGGACUAUGUCCAACACAUCUUCGACAUAUUUUGCCCAUUCCGGUCCCCAAAAACAUCUUAAUCAAGUACAGGAUGAUGAAGAAGAUCGAGCUUCUACCGUGAGUAUGGCCCCGAGUAUAGCUCAUAGUGUUAUCGAUGACAUCCCUCGUACUCCGAAAAAGCCGACUAGCAUAUUAGACCCUUCAAAGUGAGUGCUUUUCUAUUAUAUCAGUCUGUCGGGAAAAUAACGGCGGGUCGUCGCAUCAAAAUGUCUCGCCUCACCGCUAUCGCCAAAUCUCCAGUUUCGGCCGCCGUCGCAAAGCGAUGAUGGGCGAUUCCGAGGCGCGACAAUCCGCUGUUAUUUUCCCGACAGACUGAUAUUUUUGAAAAAAAGUUUAUUUUCGUUAUUUUGUAUUUAUUUCAGUCCGUCAAUCUUAACCGAGGUCCUUUUCGUUUCAAUCGGAGUGGUGGCGUUGGGAGCUGGCAUUGUACUCUCAUACCGGUACUUAAGGAGACAUUAG